AUGCUCCGAAAAUAUCAUUUUUAAAAGUAUUUACUGUAUAACAUUUCCCCUUCCCAUGUGUCGAAGCAAGUGACAUUAUAGACUUGAUUAUUAAAAAAUUUAUUGAUAACAGCCCCUGGCCACAGUUUUCAUGGAAAUGCAAAUUUCAAUUUUGUGACCCGCGUACAAAAUGAGGAAACUAAAACCAAAUUCAGCAUUGGAAAGUGAAAUCCAUCGACUGAUAUUAUCACUCGGAAAUUGUUAUCAUUCACAAAAAUGAUUAGAUGGGUAUACAGAAAUGAGUGUAUUAAUCAAGAAUGCUCUUUACCCCAUCUUCAAAUAUAAUCAUGCAAUAUCAAUCCCAUCUACUGCUAAUCUCAGUGUGACAGAACUAUGCAGAGAGGGUCAGUUGAAGGAGGCGCUACAUAUUCUGUUUACCACACACAACCCUCCAGCAGACAGUUCUUUAUAUCUUCAACUGUUGCAGACCUGCAUUGAGAAGAAUGGGUUUUCACAAGGCAAAGAAAUCCACUCUUUCAUCACUGACAGGGGAUUUGCAUUUGCUACGCAUACAGCUUUUCAAAAUAAGCUUGUGAACAUGUAUUUCAAAUGCGGGAGUUUGGUGGAUGCUCGUAAAGUUUUUGACGACAUGGAAGAACGAGAUUGCUUCUCAUGGAACGCCAUUAUUGCAGCUUACAGAAGACAUGGGUAUCCUCAGGAGGCGCUCAGAAUGUUUCACCAAAUGCAACGAACAGGUGUCCAAGCCAAUCAACUCACCUUUGCCAGCAUCCUUCCAGCCUGUGCCAAAAUGGGAGCUCUUAAACAGGGUAUGGACAUCCAUCAAAUCAUAAUUGAAUGUGGAUUUUUGUCAGAUGUUGUAGUUGCUAAUGGGCUGAUAGACAUGUAUGCGAAAUGUGGAAGCAUACACAAAUCACGCAAACUGUUUGACAAAAUGCCUCAGAGAGACGUGGUUUCAUGGAAUACAAUGGCUGCAGGAUAUGCAUAUGGUGGUGUCCUUAAUGAGGCUUUAAGGAUUUUCAAAGAAACGCCUCAAAAAAACGUGGUCUCAUGGAAUUUAAUGAUUGCAGGAUAUGCACAAAAUGGGUUUUCUGAAAAGGCGUUGCAAACUUUUAAGCAGAUGCAUUUGGCAGGUGCAAACCCAGAUUCCACAACUUUUCUUAGCAUCCUCCCAGCUUGCGCUAAAGUGGGAUGUUUAGAACAGGGUGUGGAUCUUCAUCAAAGCAUAAUUGAAAGCGGAUUUUUCUCAAAUGUCCCAGUUAUGAAUGCCUUAAUAGACAUGUAUGCAAAAUGUGGCAGCAUACACAAGGCUCGUGAUCUUUUUAACAAAAUGCCUCAAAGAGAUAUAGUCUCAUGGAAUGUGAUGAUUGCAGGGUAUGCACAAAGUGCUGAUCUAGAUAAGGCUUCAAGGCUUUUCAAAGAAAUGCCUCAAAAGGAUGUGAUCUCAUGGAAUGCUAUAAUUGCAGGAUAUGCACAGAAUGGGUUUACCGAAAAAGCCAUGGAAGCAUUUAAGCAAAUGCAAAUGGCAGGUUCAAAGCCGACCUCUACCACCUUUGCUACCAUACUCCCAAGUUGUGCCAAAAUGGGAGCUUUGGAAAAGGGUAAGCACAUUCAUCAAAGCAUAAUAGAAAGUGGCUUUUCUUUAGAUGUUGUAGUUGCAAGUGCCAUGGUAGAUAUGUACGCUAAAUGUGGAAGUAUACCAAAAGCACGUAAAAUGUUUGAAAAAAUGCCUCAAAGAAACGUGAUCUCGUGGAACACUUUGAUUUCAGCAUACGCACAAAAUGGCUUUGUUGAAAAAGCAUUGCAAACUUUCAAGCAAAUGCAAUUGGCAGGUGUACAGGUAGACUCGACAACCUUUGUCAGCAUGCUCCCAGCCUGUGCCAAAAUGGGAGCUUUAGAACAGGGUAGGGACAUCCAUCAAUACAUAAUCAAAAGUGGAUUUUUGUCAGAUGUUGUAGUAGUGAAUGCCCUGAUAGAUAUGUAUGCAAAAUGUGGAAGUAUACACAAGGCACGUGCACUGUUUGACAAAAUGCCUCAGAGGGAUUUGGUCUCAUGGACUGCAAUGAUUUUAGGAUAUGCACAAAAUGGCUCUGGCAAGGAUGCUCUCUAUCUCUUUGAAUUAAUGAAAGAUACUGGAACAUACCCUGACCACAUAAGCUUCGCUUGUAUUUUAUUUGCAUGCAGCCAUGCAGGUUUAGUUAAUGAGGGUUGUAAAUACUUCAAGAGCAUGAGUGACUAUUAUUGCAUUAUUCCUACAAGUGAUCAUUAUGUGUGCAUGGUUGACCUCCUUGGGCGUGCAGGCUAUCUGGAGGAAUCUCUAAACUUUAUUAUUAAAAUGCCAAUUAAACCUCUGCUGGUUGUGUGGAUGUGUUUUCUUGGUGCUUGUAGAUCAUGUAAGAAUACAGGGUUAGGAGUAUUUGCAGCAACUCUUCUUUUUGAGUUGGAUCCUAAAAAUGUUGCGGCUUAUGUUCUUCUGUCAAACAUUUAUGCAGAAGUUGGCAGGUGGGAUGAGGUUCAAAAGUUAAGGAGAUUGAUGAAAGAUAGAGGAAUUAAAAAGAUACCUGGAUGUAGUUGGAUUGAAGACAAUAAAAUUGUACAUGCUUUUUGUGUAGGAGACAGAUCACAUCCACAAACACAGGAGAUCUAUGAAAAGUUGGAGGAAUUGUCUUGGGAGAUGAAGGCAGCAGAGUAUUUUCCAGAUCCAAGAGAUGCUGUGAAUGAUGUCGAAGAGGAGGAAAAAGAAAUAUUCCGCUGCUAUCACAGUGAGAAAUUGGCAAUUGCGUUUGGAUUGUUGAACUUGCCCCCUGGAACAACUAUUAGAGUUGUCAAGAACCUCCGCGUAUGUGUUGAUUGCCAUACUGCAACAAAGUUUAUCUCCAAGAUUGUUGCCAGGCAAAUCAUUGUGAGAGAUGCAAACCGGUUUCAUCAUUUCAAACAAGGACUAUGUUCAUGCGGAGAUUAUUGGUGAUA
This is a messenger RNA of Cryptomeria japonica (Japanese cedar), 2967 nucleotides long. RefSeq names its product pentatricopeptide repeat-containing protein At4g21065-like. Bases 278 to 2965 code for a protein of 895 amino acids. The transcript has a single exon. Gene Ontology annotation, molecular function: zinc ion binding; RNA binding; protein binding. The record is from RefSeq and is a predicted model, not a curated record. Lineage: Eukaryota; Viridiplantae; Streptophyta; Pinopsida; Cupressales; Cupressaceae. Gene Ontology annotation, biological process: RNA modification.